AAUUGGCUACGUUCCCAUAAAUAAGUGUUUACAAUAUCAAAUUGGAGCAUUUGAAGUUUUUAAGGAACAAGAAACACUCAGAGAUCUGAUAGCAAGUUUUUCUUCGCGUCGAUGAUAAACCAUGAUGGCGACUAUGAAGCCAGAGAAAAUAUGUCGUCGCUUCGUUGGUUUUGUACUUCUGGUUAUGCUGAGUCCAAAAUUGGGAUGCUACCGAGAUUUUAGCAGAUCUCUACGUUGAGUCAUUUGGAAAUAUACAAGAAGUAAAUAUGGAGUUUAAGGUGUUUGGAUAUUUACGACAACAAUGGAAAGACGAGAGGCUUUCUGGGAAGCUCGACAAGACUCUUACCAUAAAAGGAGAAACCAUCAGUCGAAUGUGGUUACCAGACCCCUUUUGUUACAAUGCACGCGAUUCCAACUUAAUGCAGCCCGAUUCUGAAGUCCACAGCAAAGUUUCAAUAGACGUUCAGGGAAACGUACAUUACACAAAAGGAGUGACUUUCCUUGCAUCUUGUGAGAUGGAUCUUCGUCAUUUCCCAUUCGAUUCUCAAGAGUGUUUUCUAAAACUUGGAAGCUAUGCUUAUUCAACGGAAGACAUCAUUUACAAGUGGAAAUACCAAGAAGUCGAAGUGGAAGCUAAAUCGAUGGCGCAGUUUGAUUACCGCCGGGGUUCUUUAUCAUCAUCUUUCGACAUGUACAAAACAGGAAAUUUCUCCACCGUCACAGUGACAUAUUACUUCAAGCGCCGCAUGGGUUACUAUCUAAUACAAGUCUACUUUCCGGAUAUCUGCGUUGUGGCUCUGAGCUGGAUUGUCUUCUGGAUGGAUAAAAAUGACAUGGGCAACAGAAUGGCUUUGGGAAUUACCACCAUAUUAACCAUAAUGUUCCUCCUUGGUUCUCUUAAUGGUACAAUGCCAAGAGUGAGCUACCCAAAGGCUUUGGACUGGUACCUACUGGUGUCUUUUUCUUUCGCGUUCCUAUCACUGGUUGAGUGCAUGAUCGUGUUCGUCGUUUGGCUAAGCUCUAACAAAAGAAAGGCGAAGAAGGAAAACGAAGGCUCUCCAACCUCAAAAUCACCAUCAACUGUUAAAGUCACAUUUCAUGGUGGAAAACACGACUCUCAAACUGACGACAAGGCUAAUCACGUAAGUCUUUCAAACAUCGAAGGCGUUGUCAAGGAAAACACCUCAUUUUUAGGCCACGAAAAACUUCCCAAGUCGUAUGAUGCCGCUGAUUUAAUUGACAAAAUUUCACGGGCCUUGUUUCCGAUGGUCUUCUUCAUCUUCAACAUUGGAUACUGGUGCUAUUAUUCACUUGAUGAUUAGGAAAUGAUAGUUGAUGAGCCAAUUGAAAGCAAGGAUCUAUAUUACAGGCCACACUGCGACUGUGAAAUACCAACUAAUCAAAGCUGAUCACUUUGAAGCCCGAGAAACGGUUGGACACUGAAACCAGCCUUGUACCUGAGCACGUUGUAAUAUACUUCUAUCCCAAGCAAGGGUAGCAUAACUGAUUGAGAAAAGUAACAUUUCUUUUCCUAUAAGUAAUGUGUUGUAAAUGUUACCCUGAAAAAACGGGGGUAUUGUCAGUUAUGCUCUCUUGCUGAAAGUAGAGUUGCACGUAAUGCCAAGAUAUCGUGGUCAGCAACUUUUCGUGCUGUUAUGUAAUGUUUACAACGAUGUAAAGUUAGUCUUGAGGCAAAGUGGCUAUCAUGUGAAAAGUUUCCAUAGAUCCAUAAAUGAUCCGUAGUAUCUGAAUGAAGAUUAAAACAGAUAAAAGAAAAUCAGAAAAACUGUCCGUAAGAAAACCGUACUGACCUUAAGAAACCUAACAGGCCGGGCUAGCUCAAAGAAACAUUGGAACUAAAGCUAGCUGCCGUUCGACAGAUUAAUGACCGACUUUUCACCAUCAGGGAAGAACAACAUUCAAAGGCGGACUAAACGCGAGCAAAUAGAACCA
Messenger RNA from Stylophora pistillata, 1953 nucleotides. RefSeq names its product gamma-aminobutyric acid receptor subunit rho-3. Lineage: Eukaryota; Metazoa; Cnidaria; Anthozoa; Scleractinia; Pocilloporidae. Gene Ontology annotation, molecular function: extracellular ligand-gated monoatomic ion channel activity; GABA-A receptor activity. The record is from RefSeq and is a predicted model, not a curated record. Gene Ontology annotation, cellular component: membrane. Gene Ontology annotation, biological process: monoatomic ion transmembrane transport.